CCGAACCCGAAGAAGAGGUGUUUUAUUCGCCUGAUUUAAUUUCCCUCGUGUGUAAUUAAUAGAAGCAUAUCAUAUCAUAUCAUAGAUCUGCUGACUUUUUUCCUUCGUCCCUGUAAGAAAAAAGCUAGAUGGCUGGUUCCGAUAAUAAUUCAUCUGUUUCAGCAGGAACAUCAUCGCAUGACGAGAAGCAGAAUUGGGCUAAGUCUCCUUCAACUGUUUUCAAUCACUUCGCCACAAGUGGAAUUUCUGUCGCAGUUGCAACAUCGAUUACUCACCCUCUAGAUGUCUUGAAAGUGAGGCUACAAAUGCAACUUGUUGGUCAAAAGGGUCCUUUAAGUGGAAUGGGACAACUGUUUUUAAGUGUGGUCAAAAAUGAAGGACCUAAGUCUUUGUAUCUGGGUUUGACACCUGCUUUAACAAGGUCAGUUGUUUAUGGAGGACUACGCUUGGGUUUGUACGAACCCUCUAAGCAUGCAUGUGAUCGUGCUUUUGGUUCUUCCAAUGUUUUAGUUAAAAUUGCUUCGGGAAUGUUUGCUGGUGCUUUUGCAACUGCACUCACCAAUCCAAUGGAAGUUCUCAAGGUGCGUUUGCAAAUGAAUUCAGACAUGGGGAAGGGUGGACCAAUUUUAGAGCUCCGGAGGACUAUAUCUGAAGAGGGAAUCAAAGCUCUGUGGAAGGGGGUGGGCCCUGCCAUGGCCAGAGCAGCUGCCUUGACUGCAUCUCAGUUGGCUACUUACGAUGAAACCAAGCAGAUUCUAGUCAAGUGUACAUCUCUCAAAGAAGGAUUUCAUCUACAUCUUAUCUCAAGCACAGUUGCAGGCAUCCUGAGCACCCUUAUAACUGCUCCCAUGGAUAUGGUUAAAACACGUCUCAUGUUGCAACGAGAAUCCACGGGUGGUAGAAUAUAUAAAAAUGGAUUUAACUGUGCAUACCAGGUCCUACUUACGGAGGGUCCAAGAGCACUUUACAAAGGGGGCUUCACACUAUUUGCAAGAUUAGGACCACAAACCACAAUUACAUUUAUAUUAUGUGAGGAGCUAAGGAAAAUUGCUGGCUUGGAGGCAAUUUAGUGACAACUGACAAGUCUCCACUGCUGACCAAAUUGAUUCUUGAAGUGCUGAAUAACUCCUUUUGCAAGCAAACCCCCCAUUGGGGAAUUCUUUUAGAUAGUUGAUAUCUACAUUCUACAUUGGUGAUCUGAGGUUUAUAUCGUAGAGAAUCGGAUCAUAUUUUUACUCGCAAUUAAGCAGACCCUUUUAAGAGAGAUUCAUCUACUCGAGCACGUGGUUAUGGUUGUACUCACUCCCAUACCACCACUAUUAUAAACAACAGGAAGUUGAUUAUUUUUGUAUUGUGUUGUUUUGUUUCUAUCAUCAUUAUCACUGUAUUAAAUCGAAAAACAAUAUUGCUCAACCUCCAGUUUAAGAAGGAACUGGAUGAUGUUGAUGUGAAGAUGAUUUUUCAGUUUUCUCAAAUGUUGCUGCCUACACACACGCUGCCUACUCACACACAAAACUAGUUGCUGCCUAUUUUCUUAUUAAAGGCUGUCAAACUCGAGUUUUUA
Medicago truncatula (barrel medic) is the source of this 1564-nucleotide messenger RNA. RefSeq names its product mitochondrial substrate carrier family protein ucpB. The record is from RefSeq and is a predicted model, not a curated record. Gene Ontology annotation, biological process: transmembrane transport. Lineage: Eukaryota; Viridiplantae; Streptophyta; Magnoliopsida; Fabales; Fabaceae. Bases 129 to 1070 code for a protein of 313 amino acids. The transcript has 9 exons.